Molecule: messenger RNA, 966 nt
Organism: Naegleria gruberi
Lineage: Eukaryota; Heterolobosea; Eutetramitea; Acrasida; Naegleriidae
Exons: 1
Coding region: 1-966 (321 amino acids)
Source: RefSeq, a predicted model, not a curated record
AUGAAACAAUUAACAUUUAAACUAUUGAUCUGUGCACUCUUUAUUCUCUAUUGUAGUUGCUCCAUGGCUAUGGCUGGUCGUGGUAGUGGAGGAAGCUCAGGUAGAAGUUCUGGAAGUAGUGGUGGUUCUAGAAGUGCUGCCUCAAGAACUACCAGAUCAGCUAGUUCUGCUCCAGGGAGAAAGUCAACUACCAAGUCAAGAUCUGGAACUGCAGCUAAAAAGUCCACCAAGCCAUCUAAAAAAACAAGAACAACAAAACUGGUCAAAGGAGAUGCACUCACUACAGGAAAAUCAACAGUGGUUGUGAAGAAGGGUGACACUGUGAGUGAAAUUGCAUAUAAACUUGCCAAGGAGCGUAAUAUUCCUUUCAAGGAAAUGUAUAAGGCAGUAUAUGAAGCCAACAGUAAAUUACUUGGAGAUAGAACUCAAUUGUUUAACAAGUAUGGUGCCAAGAUGAGAUUGCAUGGUAAAUUGGGUGAUUUCAAGUUUAGAGAUGCUAUCAAACCAGGUGAUGUUUUGAAUUUACCAACUUUGGGAUUGAAACCAGAAAAUCCAAAUGGUGACAAACCUGGCAAGGGAGAUCAACCAAAUAAUGGUGAUAAGCCUAGCAAUGAUAAGCCAAGCAACAACGUUGAUCAGCCAAGUAAUGCUGAUAAACCAGACAAUGGAAACAAACCAGAUAUUGCUCAGCCUGACAAUGGCAAGCCAGAAAUCAUUCCUGAAAAACCAAACAAUGGUAACACUCCAGAUAGUGGAAAUAUUCCACCUCACAGAGGUAUUCCACCAAUCAUUGAUGUUACUCCAAAGAUACCAAUCUCAUAUCCAAAGAAUCCAACUCCAAUCAAACCACUUCCUAUCAAUAACAAUGGUAAGAAACUGGUUCUCAGACAUGCUAGACUCAGAGGAAGAGGGGUUUUCAUUAAGGUCAAUGUUAACAUUAAUGGUCAACCAAAUAAACUAGAUUAG